Salvia splendens (bonfire salvia) is the source of this 823-nucleotide messenger RNA. RefSeq lists its product as uncharacterized. The record is from RefSeq and is a predicted model, not a curated record. The coding region runs from base 47 to 607 and encodes 186 amino acids. NCBI's taxonomy places the organism in Eukaryota, Viridiplantae, Streptophyta, Magnoliopsida, Lamiales, Lamiaceae. The transcript is spliced from 3 exons.
CUCCCACCAAUUCUUGUCUUUAAAUCACCAAAUUUAAAGGCAUAAAAUGGCAUCACAAAAUGCAUCUACUUUUGCUCUUCUCCUCACUCUAGCUCUUGCCAUCCAAGCCGCUUUCGGAAACAUUAUCGAGUGCAAGAAUUUGGAGAAGGAGUCGUGCGCGUAUGCGGUGUCGUCGACCGGGAAGCGGUGCGUGCUGGAGAAGCACGUGCAGAGGAGCGGGGCGGAGACGUACGCGUGCACGGCGUCCGAGAUCGAUGCGGACAAGCUGAAGAACUUUAUCGAGAGCGACGAAUGCAUCCAAGCGUGCGGCCUCGACCGGAGCGCGCUCGGCAUCUCGUCCGACUCUCUCCUCGAGCCGCGCUUCGCCAAUCAGCUCUGCUCCAACCGCUGCUACACCAACUGCCCCAACAUCGUCGAUCUUUACUUCAAUCUCGCUGCGGGAGAAGGAGUGUAUCUACCGAAAUUUUGUGAAGUGCGGGGAGCGAACACGCGGCGACAAAUGGCGGAAAUAAGAAGCUCGGGAUAUGCGACUCCAGCGGCCGAAGCACCCCAAGACAACUACGUUAGUUUUAUCGGCGAACCAGCACCGUCUCCUUUUACUUUCUAAAUUGGGAUAAAUUUCUUCACAAAUGUUAUACGAGAGAGAGGGAAAUAAGGAUAUACCAUGCCAUAUUUGUAAUACUUAUAUACUACUCCUACUAUACUAAACAUGUUAUACUGAAUUUUUAUACUAAUGUAGUGUCUGUUUUUAUGUUUCGUCUAAUUGUAUUUGAAUUGCAUACCAUACAUGAAUAAGAUAUCACCUUUUACAACUUUUUAAUUA